UGGAUGCUGUAUUUUGUAAGCAAGCAAGGCAGGCUCCUGCGGCAGGGCGAUCGGCAGCAUGCCCAAUCAGCCCGCGAGAGUCUUUGCAGCUCGCCAAGCGCACUUCUCUCCCUUUCCUGCACAGGGACCUUAGUUGGCCCUUUUAUAACACCUCCGGGGUACAUCCGCCCCGACCAAGAUGGAUCGCGAGAAGCUCAGCAAGAUGGCCGGUGCGGUCCGCACCGGCGGCAAGGGCUCCGUCCGGAGGAAGAAGAAGGCCGUGCACAAGACCACCUCCACUGACGACAAGCGGUUGCAAAACACCCUCAAGCGCCUGGGCGUGAACACCAUCCCCGGCAUCGAGGAGGUUAACAUUUUCAAGGAUGACAGCGUCAUUCACUUCGUGAACCCCAAGGUGCAAGCGUCGAUUGCCGCCAACACCUACGUCAUCAGCGGCCCUUCGACCCAGAAGAAGAUCCAGGAGCUGCUGCCCGGCAUCCUGAACCAGAUGGGGCCAGACAGCCUGGUGCACCUGAAGAAGAUGAUGCAGCAGCUGGGCGCUGGCAUGCCCGGUGGCCUGGGCAGCAUGCUGGGCGGCCUCGGCAUGCCCUCCGCUGGUGCCCCCGCCGCUGGUGGCGACGACGACGACGUGCCGGACCUGGUGGACAACUUCGACAACGCCGCGGAGUAAAGCGGCGCGCUACGGCGUCGCAGCCUGGCGCCGCCGGCCAACGAGGCUGCGUGGCUUGCUCGGGAGGGGAGCCAGCGGCCCGGAGGCAGGCGCGCAGGCGGAUAGAUGGCAGCAGCAUUGGGGCGCGGCGGGUGCGGGCUCCGGAGGCGGCGCGGCCGGAGCAGCGGCAGUGGCUGCUGCUGCAGUUUCUGCGCAGCAGAAAUGCGACGGUGGCCGCGUGCUGCUUCUCUGGCGGCCGGAGCGGAGGCGUGUGCGUGUCAGGAGCAGCAGUAGCAGCUCGAGGCGUCGGCGGGCGCCCAGCAGCAGCCACGGAGCGGGGCACGACCCGCUUCCGUGGUGCGUUGCGGGCGGAGGGCAGGCGCCGGUGCCCAUUGGCACGCGCAGGGGGGCUUCAUGCAGGAGCAGGGUCCGUGCACGCGCGCGUCUGCGCGGAAGUGCAGAUCGCGGGCGGGCGGCGGCAGCGGCGGCGCGAGCAGCAGCUGCAGUUGUGGACGGAACCCACGGCGGCGCGCUCGCGGUGCGCGGCGUCUAUUUGCGUUUGUGUUGAGUUUUACCGGAACCAUUUGGCUUGGGAGUGUGUAGGAAAGUGCACCGCGUAUCAUUUGGCGAUUGUGGUGGCGGCAUUACGGGUCGCAGCGGUGUUUAUGAACGGAGGCGGGAAAUGGGCGGCUGUUGCGGGGUAGGUCGUAGGCGGAACAGCGCAUACCGGGCACCCAGAGCGUCGGCGGCCUGCGGCGCUGCAUACGACAGGGCCGGGCCCGUCCCGCCGUGCGCCCCUGCCCCAAUAGCCUGUGGGCGGCGGGCGGCCCGUGCCUGUGUGUGUGUGUGUGUGCAGCGGCGGCUGGUUGCGGCGCUCAGUGCAGCCGUGUUUCGGGUUGACGAAUUGCUUGUCAGCUAGCGAGGCGCGCCGUGGACCUUGGAAAAGAGGGGCCGACCGGCACACGUGCUGCACAUGGGUGGUGGGCUGAGGAGGAGUCUUUGUUUCGGGGGGCCGCGCGGCUGACCCGGCCCCGGCCGGCGGCUCCCGUGUGCGUGGUAUGACUGCGCCUCGCUGUAACGGUGUUGGAGC
Chlamydomonas reinhardtii is the source of this 1739-nucleotide messenger RNA. RefSeq lists its product as uncharacterized. Lineage: Eukaryota; Viridiplantae; Chlorophyta; Chlorophyceae; Chlamydomonadales; Chlamydomonadaceae. The transcript has 7 exons. Bases 179 to 670 code for a protein of 163 amino acids. Gene Ontology annotation, cellular component: cytosol; nascent polypeptide-associated complex. The record is from RefSeq and is a predicted model, not a curated record.